Molecule: messenger RNA, 932 nt
Organism: Neltuma alba
Lineage: Eukaryota; Viridiplantae; Streptophyta; Magnoliopsida; Fabales; Fabaceae
Product: sigma factor binding protein 1, chloroplastic-like
Exons: 1
Coding region: 251-745 (164 amino acids)
Source: RefSeq, a predicted model, not a curated record
GGCGUCUUUUACGACCUUCUCGUCACCUUCCCUUCCCGCCGUCACCUUUUCGAUUUUCCUUUCUUGUUCACUUUCCUGGAAAAUCACCUUUUGACUAAUAACCCCUUGUCGCUUUCAGUAUCAUCUAUAUAAGUUCUUUGGCAAGUUGGGUUCUUUUCCCUUUAUCCAUCAAAUCCGUUAUCAACCAUCAAAAUCGAAACUUUUCCUGGGAAAACACUGGUUUUGAUCCUCUGAUACGCUGUGUAGACUGAUGGAGAUGCUUGGGGUUAAUAAGAACCCAGCAGCGAUGAUGAAGUGGAGAAACCAGAAGAGAAACGACGACGUCUUGAAGAAGAUGGUGAAGAAGAAGAAGAAAGACAUCAAGGUGACUUACAUAUCGAGUCCCAUGAAGGUGAAGACAAGUGCUUCUAACUUCAGAGCUCUUGUGCAGGAGCUUACCGGGCAAGAUUCCAAUGUUGAAGAGAAGUUUCUGCAGGAUUCUGCAGAUCAUGGUCAUGAUGAUGAUUAUGAGAAUGAUGCCUCCAUGGCUGGAGCUUCAAGUAAUAAUGGCGAUGAACAGUGUUGGAAGGGACAUGAAGAUCAUCAGCAUGAAGUUGAAGAGGAUUUACAUUUGCCCAACCGUGAAGCUCCUUCUUCUUGGUUGGAUCUGUUAUCUGAAGAUUACUGUAAUGGAUUUCAGUAUUCAAGAUCCUUGUUUGAGCCAUUCAACCAACAGCACAUGAAGUUUGAUUUGGUUGAGAUUUGAUUUUGUAAAUCUACUCUUUUUUUUUUUAAUUGUAUUUUUCAUUGGUUGUUUCAGUUUUUCUUGAUCUUUUAGGUAACUUUCUAUAGAUUUAUAAUUUUCUUGUGAAAAGCAAAAUGCUCAUCACAUCUUAAAUGUAGAAUUAUUUUGUAAUGUAAUUUUCAUUACAAAAUGCUUUUACAUUUAGAAA